Molecule: messenger RNA, 804 nt
Organism: Porites lobata
Lineage: Eukaryota; Metazoa; Cnidaria; Anthozoa; Scleractinia; Poritidae
Source: the annotation of a GenBank genome assembly
AUACAAAGCAGAUCAUUUAGGCACAAAACGACCCUCAUAACAACGAAAGUUUGUUUGCAGCAUUACUUUCUUCUUAUCCUGGUCUCAUCAGCCCCCGCUUAUAUUCAAAGAAGGAGUGACAUACGCCAAACUUGGGGAACAGAUACUUCAAUUGAACCUCAAUGGAAGACCGUUUUUCUCGUAGCUCAAACGCGAGUGCAGAGCGAGUCAAACGCAUUGUUCAAAGAAGACGAACUCUUCGAAGAUUUAAUAAGAGCAGAUUACUACGAUCAUUACUCUAAUCAAUCUCUGAAAAUACGCAUGGGAUUUGAAUGGGCUGCCAGAUACUGCAAGUUCUCUUUUCUGUUGAAAAUGGACGACGAUACCUUCGCGAACGCGAAAGCACUUAUUUCGUUUUUGAAAUUGCCGAGUACGCCACGAGAAAAGCUGUACUUGGGGCGUGAUGCAAAUACCGCAGUGUUAAGAGGUGGCAAAUUUGGGGUUUCCAAACAAGAGUACAGCGGAAACCGCUAUCCACCGUUUUGUCCCGGUUUUGGAGUUGUAUUCUCAAAUGAUGUCAUUCUUUUGUUCGUAGAUCUAUUUGAUGUAGUAUCAAAAUUCCGACUCGAUGAUGUUUACAUGGGUAUGCUCGCGGAUAAAGCUGGCGUGAAACCCUCCCGCACCAGUAAUUUUGAAUUUUCGGUAAACCCACCGCCUGCAUCUAAAUGCAAGUGGCAGAAAAGCACUUUAUUGCGUCACGGAAUCACUGGAGACUGUCUUUUCCAACUUUUUAACGAAACCGUUCACCGCGUUAUAAACGAGUGA